ACGGUUUGUCCAGGUGACGCAAGAUCCGGUUGCUUACAGGGGAAGAUCGUAAGGAGAAGAGCGCCACGUCGGCAGAGCACUCAGUAAAACCCCUUAUUUUUUUUCUAAAAGUUCUGCAACCUCGCAAGCCCUCUCCAGUGAAGAAUAGAAGCGCAAUUGCUAGCGCGGCGCCGUGGUGUUUAAAGAAGAACCUGAUAAAUUGUUAAAAGGAGGAUCCAGUUGGACCAAAAUCCACCACUCAUUUGUCGCAGGUGGGAUUUUAGGAGACGUAACCUUAGAUAACAAUAAUUUGCCGCUGGACGCAGAAAGUGCUGGAAACAAUGGUUAAGAACGUUAACUCGGAAGUGCAACAACAGAGUGGCAUUAUUGAGUGCCGAGAACCAGAAUGUUCAGACAGCGAUCCAGUUGAAGCCACCGAUGCCAAAGAUGGAAAAGAUGGGAAAGAUGGGAAAGAACACCCGGUGGUCCAGCCUGGCAUGAUUUGGCGAGUGACCGGAGGUCUCUUUGGUGCCACCAAGACCGUUGUCGGGGCGACAGUUGGCGGCGUGGCCUGGCUUGGAGGGAAGAGCUAUGAGAUCACAAAAUCUGCAGUCACCUCUGUACCUUCCGUGGGGGUUGGUCUGGUCAAGGGUGGUGUGUCUGCCGUGGCAGGUGGUGUGUCCAGUGUGGGCUCCACAGUGGCCAACAAAGUCCCAUUCACAGCCAAGAGGAAGGACAAGGCAGAGUGAGGGACAAUGGACGUGCAGGGAAACAUAUGCUGACAACAAUGAUCGUGCUGCAGAACAUGAGGAUGAAGAAGAAGAAAAUGAAAAUGAUGAUGAUGAUGGAGAGAGGAAGGACAAUUGUCAUCACCCCGCCCCCCCCUGAGCCAUAACACUAUUCCAGAUGAUGGUGACCUGUUGUGUUGACAUAGUGCUCUAUUUUGUGUGCAUGAACAGGGGUGUAUCUGGGACCUCUUGCAAUUACUUUUUAAUGUUGCUGUGUGUGUGUGUGUGUGUGUGUGUGUGCGCGUGUGCGCGCGCACAUAUGUGCCCAUGUGUGUGCCUGUGUUCUUUUGUCUGUUUUUUUUUUUUUUGUUGUUUGUUUGUUUGUUGGUUGUGGUUUGUUUUUUUCUUGUGGUGAGAGAGCACCCUAUAUUUAGACACCUGAUUACUUCUCCAUCCAGUGGAAGACAAUCAUUUCAGAUAUUUUUGAAAGCUGUUGAAAUGCAAUACUAUUUGUAGAUCUUUGGUUGUUUUGUUGUGUGCUGUGUGUUUUCUAUGUUGUACAUCUUCAGGAUUCCAUCUCAGACUGGCCUGUCUCAAAAUAAGGUGAUCAUAAAGCAUUUGAUUGAGAAAAAAACCUUUACCACCAACAACUGUCUUAGACUGACCGACUGAAAAAUGACUGCUGGUAUUUUACCCAAGUGUACUGUGGAUUAUUGUCAAAACCACAUUGGUUAUUCACUACUCAUUUGUAUCCAGAGUUGUAUGUUUUUACUUCCCAAAGAGUGUAAACUGAAUGAAAUAAAAAAGAUAAGAUAUUUAUUGAACAAGGGCUAUUCUUUGCAGCAUGCCCCUGGCUGUCUUAAAAAAAAAAAAAAAAAAAAAAACAUAUCUGUAUGAAGAUAUCUAUGGAAUUACUGUAUUUCAACACAGCCCUAAAGGAUUUGUACUUCAACAUAAUUAGAAUGUCAGAGUGUACUGUGUUUGAAGUCCGUGCCUUAUUAGCUGUCUGCUCUGGAAUGCAACUGACCCAGAUCUUGCAUGGAGAAGAAUCAGAGCCAAUUCAGAUUCAGGGGCUAACUGAGAAAUGUUAAAUCUUUUUUUUUUUUUUCCUCUGGUUAUAAUAAAGCCAUAUUGGAAAUUAUUUCAUCCAGGUGACAUGGGUUUUUGUUCUGCUUUUUGUUGAU
Molecule: messenger RNA, 1891 nt
Organism: Sardina pilchardus (European sardine)
Lineage: Eukaryota; Metazoa; Chordata; Actinopteri; Clupeiformes; Clupeidae
Exons: 3
Coding region: 321-728 (135 amino acids)
Source: RefSeq, a predicted model, not a curated record